AUGCUCCCCUUUGGCAGCUGGGGCCUGCUCUACCCGGUCACUCGCUUCUUCCGCUUUGUGACCACCUCUUUCUUCUCGCCUGUGUUGGUUGAAGUCGGACUAGGAGCGCCGAGCUUCGGGAAACACCUGCCUCAUCUGCGGCUCUGCUCGCGCUGCGCGCGCCGCUGCCCAAACACCCGGCGCCGCCGCCGCCUCACGCGGCUCCCUCAGGCCUCCGGCGGCAGCUCCCCCUGGCGGCGGCGGCGCUCACUGCGGCGGCCGCGGGGCCCGGCGCGGGGACGGGGGGGUCGCGGCGGCGGCGGCGGCGGCUCCCGAGCAAGAUGGCGGCGCGAGUGCUGUGCGCGCGCGCGGCGGCCGGGGCCGGGGGCCUGCUGCGGGCCGCGCCCUGCGGGCUCCGGUGAGCGGCGCCGACCUUCCGGGAGCGGCCGGGGUGGGGCCCGUGGCGGGGCCGGGCCCGGGGCGGCGGGGCUGCCGCGCCAAGGUCAGGAGGAGGCCUGCGGGCCGCUGGGUGACGGCGGCGCUCGCGGCGGGGCGGGGGCGGCCGGGGCGCGGCCGGUCCUGCAGGAGUGGCCCCGCCGCCCGGGCCCCGGGAGGCCGGCUCCGCUCCUGUGCUCGGGACCCGCGCGCUGCGCGUUCGCCGCGGCUGUCCGUCAGGGCGCCGGAGAGCGCGCGCACCCCCGAGCUGUCCGUCUCGGCGCCGGUCCCGCGGCGGUGGACCCGGCGUUGCGUGGCUGGUCGGCCGAGUGUGGGGAGCGACCUGCAGGGAGGAGCGGGUGUGCGCCUCGGGCGGAGGCGCCCGGAGCCGGCCGGACCGGGAAAUUGACCUCUUCUAACAACAGACCUCGAGAAGACAGUUGGUUGAAAUCCUUGUUUGUACGGAAGGUUGACCCGAGAAAAGAUGCUCACUCUAACCUCCUGGCCAAAAAGGAAACCAGCAGCCUGUACAAACUACAGUUUCACAACGUUAAGCCAGAAUGCCUAGAAGCGUACAACAAGAUUUGCCAAGAGGUGUUACCAAAGAUUCACGAAGAUGCACACUACCCCUGCACGCUGGUGGGCACCUGGAACACGUGGUACGGGGAGCAGGAUCAAGCUGUCCAUCUCUGGAGGUACGAAGGUGGCUACCCAGCCCUCACGGAGGUCAUGAACAAACUCAGAGAAAAUCAGGAAUUCGUGAGCUUCCGGAAGGCGAGGAGUAACAUGCUUCUCUCCAGAAAGAACCAGCUGCUGCUGGAGUUCAGCUUCUGGAACGAGCCCAUCCCGAGGUCGGGGCCUAACAUCUAUGAGCUCAGGUCCUACCAGCUCCGGCCAGGAACCAUGAUCGAAUGGGGCAAUUACUGGGCUCGGGCCAUCCGUUUUAGACAGGACAGUAACGAGGCAGUAGGUGGGUUCUUCUCGCAGAUUGGAGAGCUGUACAUGGUGCACCACCUUUGGGCUUACAAGGAUCUUCAGACCAGGGAAGAUAUACGGAACGCGGCCUGGCACAAACACGGCUGGGAAGAACUGGUGUACUACACAGUCCCACUCAUUCAGGAAAUGGAAUCCAGAAUCAUGAUCCCACUGAAGACCUCACCCCUACAGUAGAGCAGAGAAUCCGUGUGCCUGCACGAGUCUGGGGACAGGCAUGUCAUAGAUGAAUUAUGCAUCGACGAGAGAGAAACACGGACGUGUAAGCUGCUGUACAUAGCUUCUGAGAGACCUGCUCCUUACAACCCACAUCAUCUGUGAACGAGACACUGCCUCGGACUGGCUAGCAGGGCCAACCUCCCAUGUCUGUCAAACCACCUGGCAGUACUGGCCACCUGCCCCUCUCUCCAGCAGCCCAGUCCAGAUUAAAAUUUGAAUCAUAUCUGAAUAAGAUUCCACCCAUGAAAAACAUCCAGGCUUUGCUUUCUAAAUAGCAAAUCUGUUUUAUAAUUACAGAUUUUGACAAAUUUCUUGUAUCAGGAAGAAAUACAAAUUUUGUCACGUUCCUGGAGCAUUUUUUUCUGAGUCUCAAACUAGGAACAAAUUACGAGUGUCCUAAACACCUGAAGCUAUUAGCUUACCUGCAUUUUUAGUCAGCAGAGUCAGCAGUGUAAGCACCGGGCUGUGGAAGCUGGGGUGCUUCAGUCAGUGGCUCAGGCUCCCAUAGGGUGCAGUGAUGUCUGCGGAGCGUGGCUUGACCUGUGUUGUGUGAACUUAAAGUGAACGCCUGGAAUAGCACUAAUUUUUAUUUGUAAUAUUUUUCUAUAAAACAAGCAGCACUUGGAAUAGAGGUUUUAUUUUGUGAACAAUCACUUAUGACCUGAGGCGCUGGGUUGGUAUUUUAGUAAGCUCACAGAAGGCGCUCCCGAGGCCUUGCAGGAGGCCUGUUAGGUCUGAGUCAGCGUCCAGCUCACCCUUUGUCCUGCCUGUUGGGUUCAGUUGUUAAAGUAGUGUGCCAAUUUUGUGACUGUAAUCAUGUGAAAGACCUGUUGAACUGAAAAAUCAUGUCUUCCCCACAAAUUGAGGAAUUUAUGUGUAAAAUAAAGUGUGAAUAAAUCUCAUCAAAUGUCAAAGUUUUACAUGUGAAUGGUUUUCUCCAAGAACAUAUAAAAGUCAAUAAAAUCCUCUUAGUUUUC
Urocitellus parryii (Arctic ground squirrel) is the source of this 2603-nucleotide messenger RNA. The record is from RefSeq and is a predicted model, not a curated record. NCBI's taxonomy places the organism in Eukaryota, Metazoa, Chordata, Mammalia, Rodentia, Sciuridae.